CCGCGAUGCCGCCGCUGCCGCCUCUGCAGGGCGUCCUCUGGUGCUGCUUGCUGACAGUGGUCUAUGCAGAGCCAACCACUGCGUGCAGAGAAAAUCAGUACCUACUGAACAACCAGUGCUGUGAUUUGUGCCCACCAGGAAAGAAUGUGGUGAAUGAAUGCACUGAAUCCACUGAGACACAAUGCCAGCCAUGCAGCCAAGGAGAAUUCUCAGAUGCCUGGAACCGAGACACCCGCUGUCACCAGCACAGAUACUGUGACUCCAAUCUAGGGCUCCGGAUCCUGAAGGAAGGCACAGCAGAGACAGACACCGUUUGUACCUGCGAGGAGGGUCAACAUUGUAUGGGCCAUGCAUGUGAGAGCUGUGCCCUGCACACCCUGUGUGGCCCUGGCUUUGGCGUCAAGCAGAUUGCUACAGAGAUGGAUGACACGGUGUGUGAACCUUGCCCUGCUGGCUUCUUCUCCAAUGACUCAUCUGCCUCUGAAGUGUGUCGCCCCUGGACAAGCUGUGACGCCAGAGACCUGGUGACGCUGCAGCAAGGAACUAAGCAGUCCGACGUUAUCUGUGGCCCCCCGUCGCGGAGGAGAGCCCUGCUGGCCAUCCCCGUCGUGAUGGGCCUCCUGUGCGCCCUCGCCGUGGCAGCUGUCUGUGUCCGGAAGGCGGUCAGGAAGCCGAAGGCUAAGGCCCUCCACCUUCAGGACGCAUGGAAGGGCCCCGUGGAGAUGGAGGACAUCCCCGGCCACAACCCUGCAGCCCCCGUGCAGGAGACCUUGCUCGGGUGCCAGCCCGUUACCCAGGAGGAUGGCAAAGAGAGCCGCAUCUCAGUGCAGGAGAGGCAGUGAGGCCGGGUCUGCCGGGACGCGGCCUUCCCGCCAGCAUGCAUGGGGCACAGGGCUGGAGAGCCUGGAGUCGCCGCAGGCGGGCACUGGUGGGGCCCUAGCACAGACACAGACCACAGUUCACCUUCUAGAACUUCCAUGCCUGUCCUGGAGCCAUCCAAUCUCACCACUUGCUUUUGAAGGUGGAGGAAAGACUGGGAGGGUGUGUGGGGGGGCACCGGGUAGCACCCAUCAAACCUUCUGACCCAGCCCAGCGGCUCAGUGCUCUGAGAUGGGUCCUGAUGCCACCACAGCACCACGUGUGGGGGGCGGACUGCACCCACUGUCAAGAAGGCAGGCGGCAAGUCCGGAAACUUAAAGCACCACAAUGCACGACUGUAUGCAACAUGGUGUAUCAUGGGCACACCGCUGCAGAGAGAAGGAUAUCUGUGGACAUAGAUGUGAAUACUAUAUAUAGGGUAUAUAUACUAUAUACACUAUAUUAUACAUAUAAAACGUAUAUAAUUUAUGUAGGCAAAACAAGGGCCCUGGAAAGAUGCACUGAAAACUUACAUGUGAGAGCAGUAAUGUCUGGGCCAGGGGAGACCUAGCUUUCCCAUAAUGCUUCAUUAUUUUUUCCAAAGGAGAGUCAAUUGGCAUAAUGCUUAUGUAAUUAAAAAAUCAUCAAACAUGUAAAAGGAAAACCGGGGGUGGACGUGCUGGGUGACAUGAGCCGUUUAAUUUGCUGUCAGCCGCUCAGAAUGAGGGCAUUUUCUGAGAUAAAGAAUGUCCUCCAGCGGCUGCCCCUCGGGGCAGAUCCUAUGUGGGUGCUCACAUUUG
Perognathus longimembris pacificus (Pacific pocket mouse) is the source of this 1658-nucleotide messenger RNA. It is a transcript of the gene Cd40, whose product is annotated as CD40 molecule. The transcript has 9 exons. Gene Ontology annotation, molecular function: signaling receptor activity; protein binding; antigen binding. The record is from RefSeq and is a predicted model, not a curated record. Bases 6 to 842 code for a protein of 278 amino acids. Gene Ontology annotation, biological process: cellular response to interleukin-1; CD40 signaling pathway; TRIF-dependent toll-like receptor signaling pathway. Gene Ontology annotation, cellular component: external side of plasma membrane; CD40 receptor complex. Lineage: Eukaryota; Metazoa; Chordata; Mammalia; Rodentia; Heteromyidae.